This is a messenger RNA of Racocetra persica, 984 nucleotides long. The record is from the annotation of a GenBank genome assembly. NCBI's taxonomy places the organism in Eukaryota, Fungi, Glomeromycota, Glomeromycetes, Diversisporales, Gigasporaceae.
GGAAUCGAAGAUAAUCCGUGGAUACCUAAAAAUGAGUUGAAAAAUAUUAUCAGACGAGCUAUAGCAUUUGUGGAAAAACGUUCCUCAUAUAAGAAUGCCCUUUCCGACAUUCUAGUUGAGUUCGAAAUCUCCUACAAAACCGUCUAUAGCUUACAUAAAAUAGGAGCGGUAAAAAUUAAUGAAGAAGGGCCUCUUAAUCCGAACCAAAUCCAAAAAAAUAUUAAUGCACUAAAGGGUAGACUUACCCAUGGUACAGCACUACUUAAGAAGAAUAUGGCAGUACUUUACGAGAAAUUACUUUUCGGUGUCAAUCAGGUUCCUAUCUCUCAGUUGAACUGGAAAAACCCUCUUGCGAGCAAAGUGAUAAGCGAUGAUUCAGAUCUGGUACAACAAUUACCAGUUCGUCAAAAGAAACUUUUUAUGAAACCAAAAGAUAAUAUGGUCCCUUCGUCACUUUCACAAAUUAUACGAGAUAAAUGCAAUGAAUUCGUAGAAGACUUUGUCGAUGAAGAUAUGGAUAUUUUACCAAGAAAACUUAAGCAUGAUGGAUCAUGGAAAGAACCGGAUGAGAAGCUUUUAGAGGUUGCAUCAGGAAUUUUGCAUACUCUUAAUGAUGCAUGGAACAAUCCUGCAUUCAGCCCUGAGUUUGCAAAAUUGCAAAGCGAAGGUACUUACGUGACCAAUAUAAUAGUACCUGCCAUUCGGGCUUCAUUAAAGGAUCUUCCUUUUGGAAAAUCUACCUUUAUUAGCACUGCAGAACUUCAAAGUUCUGCCAGUGCAGAUAGACGAGGUGAAAAACGAGGAAGACGGCCCGAUAUUAUGUUUGUGAAAGAUAAAGACGAUGAAAUAAAGCUAUGGCGUGAAGCUAACGACGGAAUGUACUGGGCUCACAAAUCAACUAAGCCUGAUCAUGAUGAAUUUGGAAUCGUCGCGAUCCAAGUAGCAGGAUCAAUAAUGCGAUUAAACGUUCUUAUUAGGGAUGUG